AUGCCGCGCCCUGAAGACUACAUCCAGCGCGUGGUUCGCCCCGGCAGUUGGAGUCCGGCGGGCUUUCUAACAUGUCUCAUCUUGAUCUUGGCUGAUAUCUACUGGGUUCGCCGUCGGAACUCAAGUCGAGACAGCUUUGCCCGAUUCACCUCAUAUCCUCAGACAUCCAGGAGAAUCUUUGCUGUCGCGUACAUGACCGCUGCUAUACUCUCUGCUACCCUUGUCAUGUACUAUCAGGAUGAGUAUUUUACCGAUAUUUCUAAGCCCAGUCUGCGUGAUCAAAGAGACAUGCCACAUUCCCGAUAUCCUUGGUUUUACGAGGAACACCUAGAUCGUAUGCCGCAGAUGUUCCAGAUGAUGCAUCUUCGAGCUUGGGCUGGCGAAGCUGCUACUCCCAAACCAGAGUGGGGAUACUUUCUGUGGUGGUCGCAGCAAUACUUUGGUGGCUUGAUCAGCUUUGCCUUCUUCCUUCUGACUCAGUCUCACGUUCGUCGAUUGAAGACGAUCACCAUGCUUGCCUUCAUCUGGGUAGCAAUGACGAGCCUUAGCUGUGCGCAUUGCUUGUUAUUCGUGUUCAUACUUUCCACGCCACCAUCGAGAGGCACCAGCUGGUUUGAAAUCGAAGUACUACACCUCAUUGUCGGAGUCGUGUCGCUAGUCCACCACGCCUUCGCGUGGUUGAUGAUGGGCACUCUUAACAGUCCGCUGUUCCAAAGGUCGUUGUUAUUCACCUCUAUCCUUCCGGUAAUGCUCCCACUCAUCUCUUGGAUUAUACCCAAGGUGAACAAUCAUCAUCGCCGACUCGUCAGCAUCUCGGAAGCCCAGAUCAAGGUCUUCGCUACAACCGGCUUCUUGUCUUUGUUGCUUCAUGCCUGGUCAACCUACGUCAUAUUCUUUAGGCCCGUUGUCACCAACCCUGCCCAUCCUUCCUACCGACUCUAUCUCAACCAGUCUGACGUUUAUCACCGCUUCAUGAAGCUCAGUCUGCUGGAUUUCUUGAAGUAUGACCCUUCGCUAGCAGCUAUGGCUUGUGACGUUAUCCUUACUCUAGUCUUUCUUUUGAGCUGGAUCGUAGUAAGUAGGACCAGCCUGUGGGGUCUCGUCAAAUGCUCUAUCAAUCCGUUCCUCGAGACUGGACAAAGGACGGUGUGGGACAACCGUCACGAUCUGGGCGCAGCAUUGGCUGGACAAAAUCGAGGUAGGGCGGUCAUCGUGUCGACUGAGCCGCCUUUAACAAAGAUGUUGAUCGCACUGGCAUUGUGGGCACUCGGUGGACUGGGUUGGAUAGCGCCUGCAGUGCUAGGUGCAGGUCCGACCAAGAUGGAUGUUUGA
Molecule: messenger RNA, 1332 nt
Organism: Aureobasidium melanogenum CBS 110374
Lineage: Eukaryota; Fungi; Ascomycota; Dothideomycetes; Dothideales; Saccotheciaceae
Exons: 3
Coding region: 1-1332 (443 amino acids)
Source: RefSeq, a predicted model, not a curated record